Diabrotica virgifera virgifera (western corn rootworm) is the source of this 8091-nucleotide messenger RNA. RefSeq names its product E3 SUMO-protein ligase ZBED1-like. The coding region runs from base 3948 to 5876 and encodes 642 amino acids. The record is from RefSeq and is a predicted model, not a curated record. The transcript has 3 exons. NCBI's taxonomy places the organism in Eukaryota, Metazoa, Arthropoda, Insecta, Coleoptera, Chrysomelidae. Gene Ontology annotation, molecular function: protein dimerization activity; DNA binding.
GAUGUUGAAAAAGUAACUAUUCGUUACAAAGUACUCGUUACUUGCGAUUACCGAAAGUAACGAUUACUAUUCAGAGAAACAAAUCGUUACUUUGAUUACUCUGAUUACUUCGUUACAUCGUACCAAUCGUUGAUUACUUUGAUUACUCUGAUUACUUUGAUUACUAUGAUUACUUUGAUUACUCUGAUUACUUUGAUUACUCUGAUUACUUUGAUUACUCUCAUUACUUUGAUUACUCUGAUUACUUUGAUUACUCUGAUUACUUUGAUUACUCUGAUUACUUUGAUUACUCUGAUUACUUUGAUUACUCUGAUUACUUUGAUUACUCUGAUUACUUUGAUUACUCUGAUUACUUUGAUUACUCUGAUUACUUUGAUUACUCUGAUUACUUCGAUUACUCUGAUUACUCUGAUUACUUUGAUUACUCUGAUUACUUUGAUUACUCUGAUUACUUCGUACCAAUCGUUGAUUACUUUGAUUACUUUGAUUACUCUGGUUACUCUGAUUACUUCGUUACUUCGUACCAAUCGUAUCAGAGCGAGUAGUGACUAUUGUAUCUACUUUGAUUACUCUGAUUACUUCGUUACUUCGUACCAAUCGUUGAUUACUUUGAUUACUCUGAUUACUUUGAUUACUCUGAUUACUUUGAUUACUCUGAUUACUUCGGUACUUCGUACCAAUCGUAUCAGAGCGACUAAUGACUAUUGUAUCUACUUUGAUUACUCUGAUUACUUCGUUACUUCUUACCAAUCGUAUCAGAAGAGCGAGUAACGAUUAUUGUAUCUACAAUCUACAACCAUUACUUUACUUACAUACUUUCUAGACUGACCGUAAAAAUGUGGAAAUGAUUAUGUUUCUACAGUAUGAGUAUGAUCAAUGAUCAACAACUUUAAUUUUGUAUGCAUUGCAUUGGUUUUAUUAGAAUUAGACCAGGGCAUUUAGCACUAAAAGCACCAGAAUAAAUAGAUUUUUAAAUAGAGCACCUAGACUUGCAACUUUUUGCGUUGUGUUCAGGAUGAACUCAAGAAAAAGGUUACAAUAGAAAAAUGGGUGGAAAUGCAUAAGCGCAUUUUAAAAUGUAUAAAAUGCAUCCAAAAGUUCAUAAACAUGUCAAAAUCAGUAUACGGUCAGAUUUUGUUAUUCGGGGGGUUUUUGGGGUCACUGAAUACGAAUAUGCAAUCAGAACCGACCUCCGAAGCACCUCUGGUAUCCAGGGUUAUUCAAAGGUACGUCAUCUAGAGUUUAGAGGGUUUUUGCCACUUAAUUGAUGCAAACAGAUUACUCGAGGGUUUUUAGGAUCUUCUUCUUUAAGUGCCAUCUCCGCUGCGGAGGCGGCAAUCAACAUAGCUAUUCGUAUUUUAGAGACGGUUGCUCUGAAAAGUUCAUGCGCAGCCAUGAUAUUCUGCGUCUCCCUAUGCUUCCCUUUCCUUGAAUAUUUCCCUGCAUAAUCAAUUUAAGCAAGCUGUAUCUCUCUCCACGUGAAAUAUGUCCGAGAUAUUCCAAUUUUCUUAUUUUGAUGGUAUUUAGGAUUUCCAUCUCUUUAUUCAUCUUUCUCAGAACCUCUUUGUUUGUGACGUGUUCUGUCCACGAUAUUUUCAGAAUUCUUCUGUACACCCACAGCUCGAAUGAUUUUAGUUUUUUCAUUGAUGCAGCAUUCAAGGUCCAAGCUUCCAUUCCAUAAAGCAAAGUCGAGAAAACGUAGCAUCUAGCCAACCUAACUCUUAGCUCCAACUUUAAAGCUGUUGUGCAGAGCACUUUUCGCAUUUUGUUAAAAUUUACUCUAGCCUUUUCUAUUCUGAUUUUGAUUUCCUGUAAGUAAUCUCCUGUGGAGUUGGAUCAUUGUUCCAAGAUAUGCAUAUUGGUCGACUCGUUCGAUAUUCGAUCCGUUUUUGAAUAGAUUUUCGUUAUUUCUUUGAGUUUUCGAUAUUCUCAUAAACUUUGUCUUCUUGACAUUCAUUGGUAGCCCGUAUUCUUGUCCAAACUCCUAUAUUCUGGUCACCAGCCUCUGAAAAUCCCCAAUAUUUUCAGCUAAGAUGACAGUGUCAUCCGCAUAUCUAAUGUUGUUAAUGGGAACUCCAUUUACUUUUAUUCCACCUGUUUCACCCUCAAGAGCUUUUUUUAAGAUCGCUUCCGAGUAGACAUUAAAAAGAAUUGGCGACAACACGCAUCCCUGUCUCACUCCACGUCUGAUUUCAAUUUCCUCUGACAACUGAUUGUUAACACGUACUUUUGCUCAAUGCUUAUAGUAUAAAUUCGAUAUAAUCCUGAGGUCAUUUGUAGUCUAUGUUCUUUGAUUCCCGGACAUGCAUUAAUAAUUGUUAAUGUCGUACUUUAUCGAAUGAUUUAUUAUAGUCAAUAAAACACGCAUACAGUAGGAAAAUGAAAGAAUACCCAUGAACGAACAUAUAAACACGCUGUAUUUUCCUGUCACCGUGUUACACAAAAAAUUGGCCAGCGCAAGUACAUGUAAUAAUUAUUGUUACACGUACUUGCACUGGACAAUUUUCUUUGUGACACGGUAACAGGAAAAUACAGCGUAUUUUGUAUGUUCGUUCAUAGGUAUUCUUUCAUUUUUCCGACUGUAUAUAUCUUGAUUGACGUCCAGGCACCUUUGUAUAAGUAUGUUAAGUGAAAAAAGAACUUCACGAGUUCCCAGGCCUUUGUGAAACCCAAAUUGCGUAUCAUUUUACCAGUACCAGUUUAUGAUAUAGGUACAAGUACAUAUUCUAACAGAACAUAUUCAUAUAGGUACAAGUGUACAUGUACAACUAUACGCUUUCAGUCGAAGGUACUAGGGACCAUAACAAAUGCACCUUCUUGGUUUAUACCAAACAGGGAAAUCCGAGACGAUCCCAAGUAGGCACAGUUAAGGAAAUAGUAAGUGAAUACAGCAGCCGCUAUUUGGUGGAAUUGAAAAACCACCCAAACAAUCUUGCACUAAUCCUGAUAGAUAAUAGUGAGCACUGAGCAGACUCGGAGACUGAAGAGCCACAAACCACUGGAGCUACCGUAUAGGUUCUUAGGUUCUAAGCAGCAGUGAAGUGCAGUGAAGUACUUAGCGUUAAAGGCACAUUUCAAUAAUCUAAGAGACUAUUGGAGUUUUUGUUAUCACUGGAUAACAGAUCUAAAUUUAUACAUAGGUACACCCUUUUGUACAAACAAAAAAACAUGUUUGUAAUUUUUAUGUAUGGAUUCACUCACCAUAGAUAAAACCCUUAUUCACCACCAACCCUUCUUCUAUACCUCUAUGUACGUUUAGUUUAAAAAUAUUUACCUUAUUUUAACUUCGCCAAAAAUUAAUAAGUAAACGUCUAUGAGGCAGUUAACGUGUUAAAAUAGUUUAGUACCGCGAAAUUGCGAGUAAUUAAGUUCCAGGAACUUCCCUGACACGUUCUUGUGUUGAGUUAAAUAUCUACUUUUAAUGGUUACGCAUUUAACAAAAGGCAUGGUUUUUGAAAAUUCAAAAGCCCCUCAUAAAUUUCUCUUACAACAUAUGGACUUACAACUGAGCGACAAGUCUAAUUGUGCCCGUAUCUUUUUACGAAGGAAAUGAAGUACUUUUUUGAAAUGUGUGUGAUAAAGUAAUUUGUCUUGUCUUGUCAAUUGUGUAUUAUUCCGAAUUUCGAGAUAAGUUGUAACGAACGAGGUUUCCGUAAUAUGGAACCAUAUGUGUGCUUUUUGACCAUCGAGAUUCAAUGGACAAAAGGAUAAAGGAUUUAACUUUCUACUUCUGGAUAGAAGGAAGGGGUAGAAGGAAACUACGAUGCUCCGAAGAUUUCAAUUUCAUUUCAGUGUUUCAGAUUCUAAUUAACGCUCAAACAAGCAAUACGUUACGUACCCUUGUGCUAAGUGCUAAGAAGAAGAAGCCGUUUCAGUUUCAACUCUUCACUCUUCAAAAGACGUAUCUUUGCUAUUGCUACUUGCUACGAAAGUAGCUAUCGGUUAAUAUGGAAGAAACAUAUAAAAGAAGUGAAAUUUGGUUACAUUUCUCACCUUCAUCUGAUGGGAAGGCCAAGUGUAAUAUAUGUGGAAUAAUAUAUUCCUAUAAAGGCGGUUCAACGUCAAAUUUGAAGAAACGCAUAUCAAUCAAACAUCACACCUUUUUAAAUAAACAUGCUAGUUCCAAUACAGGUGCAUCAUCAUUGAAACGAUUAAAGCCAAAUGAUGAUGAAGAUGCUCAAUCCAUUGCUUCAACUUCAAGUCAGAUUACGACGCUAACAAGUGUAUCUGAAUCUGCAUUGCCUUUGUCGUCUAAAAAAUUAAAACAACCCUCUCAAACAUCAAUAUUAAGUCACCUAAAUAGACCUUGUUCACUACGACGACAGCAAGAACUCAAUGACUUAAUUUUACAUAUGAUUGUACAUGAUUUGCAACCAAUUUCAUUUGUUGAAAAUGGCGGAUUCAGGGACCUAAUGGCGGGCGUUGAACCAUCUUAUGUCAUUCCCAGUCGUUUUACAUUUACCUAUUCAUUUUUGCCCCAAAAAUUCAGCCAAAAAACUGAAAAGUUGAAAGGUUUGUUGUCCACCGCUAGUUCAGUUUCCAUUACCACCGAUGGUUGGACUGCUCAACACAGUCAAACGAGUUAUUUAGCUUAUACAGUCCAUUUCAUUACAAAAGAUUGGACGCUUUAUUCCACUCUAUUAAAAUGUCAUCAGUUUGAUGAUAGUAAAACCGCGCAACAUUUAAAAGAUGACUUAUACAGUGUUGUGAAUGAAUGGGAUAUCUUAGAAAAAGUCUUCUCGGUAACUUCAGAUAAUGCUUCAAAUAUCAAGGCAGCAAUAAAGUUGACUGAGUGGGGUCACAUUGGAUGUUUUGCUCACACGAUUAAUUUAAUUGUUCAAAGUGGGUUAGAAAUUUCUGAUGUGUCCCCAUUACGAAAAAAAGUUAAGGCGAUAGUAGAGUACUUUCAUAGAAGUACAAAAGCUAACACUAAAUUUAAGGCUAUGCAAGGUCAGAUGAAUGAGGGUCAAAGAUCAUUAAAAUUAAAAAACGAUGUAGCGACCAGAUGGAACUCUACAUAUUUUAUGAUUGAGCGUUUUCUAAAAGUUCGCGAGCCUCUAACUGCAACUAUAGGAAUUCUGCAGAUUCCUGUAGAACUGUUGACGGAAUCCGAAUGGGUCGCUUUAAAAGAAAUGUGUUGCGUUUUAAAGCCGUUUGAACAGCUCACUACAGAGAUGAGUGCAGAACAAAAUGUAACCUUAUCGAAGGUAAUUGUCAUUGUAAAGGGCCUGCUUUCAGCUGUCCAUAAAAUUGAACAGAGUACAACAAGUGACAAAAUUAAGAAUCUUAUCUAUCAUUACGAAAAAGAGAUAGGGACAAGAUUCGGUUCUGCUGAAUCAAACACUUUAAUGGCAAGAUGUGCUUUUUUGGAUCCAAGGUUCAAAACCAAAGUGUUUGAUUCAGACUAUAACUCCAAUAGUACCAAAGAGCAUAUUCAACAUGAGGUAGCUAAACUAAUCAUUUCGGAACGACGGUCGGAAGAUAUUAUUCAUGACCAUGACAAUGACGAAGUGAAUACCGGAGAAGAAACGGCCGCAUAUGACGAUCAAAAUUUAGUUUGGGAAGACUUUGAUAAGGCCGUAGAGACACCAAAAGACAUCGACUCAAAAGCAGCAGCAAUCAUCGAAGUAAGGGCAUAUUUAGCCGAAAGUCUAAUUCCUAGAAAAGAAAACCCUCUGGAAUGGUGGAAAACCAGAGCUUUCUUAUAUCCGCAUUUAGCGCAAUUGGCCAAAAAAUAUUUAUGCAUAAUGUCAACAUCAGUACCAUCAGAGAGGGUAUUUUCAACGGCUGGUCAAUUAAUUUCUGACAGAAGAAAUCGAUUGACCGGAGAAAAUGUGGAAAUGAUAAUGUUUCUACAUGAAAAUGAAAAUCUUUGAUUUUACAUGUACGACAUUGUUUUUAUAUAUUUUAUUGUUUCAUUAUAUCAUAUUCUUUUUCUUCUUAAAGUGCCCUCUCCUUUGAAGGUAAAGGUUGGCUACUACAAUUUUAUUGCAAACUCUUGUCUGUCUCGUAUCAGUUCUUAUUAGCUAUUCAAAAUUUAGCCCUGUCCAUUGUCGGAUGUUUCUUAGCCACGAUAGUCUUUUCCUUCCUAGGCCUCUCUUUCCCUCGAUCUUUCCUUUCACUGUCAGUUGAGCAUAUAUAUUAGUGCUUAUUCUUUCUCAGUACAUAUGUAGCUUAGGUAUGAUGUUUUUCUAACUUUCACUGUGUUGUUGAAAAGUUAUCGUGCUUUGCAUAUUCCGUGCAGCACUUCUUCGUUUGAGGUAUGCGAUGUCUAACAAAUUUUGAGAAUUCUCCGGUCGAUCCACAUGUCAAAGGUCUCCAAUUUAUUAAUGGUUGCAGUUUUAAGGAUCCACAUUUCAACUGCAUAGAAUAGAGAAGAGUCAACCAAACGUAGGUUUUUGAUAAACGUAGUAGAAUUUCGAAUUUAUUUCGAGAAUCAUAUAGCAGUCUUUUAACUUUUUCGAAAGAUUUUCUGGCCUGUUCUAUUCUAGAUCUUAUUUCUAGAUUAGGAUUUAGACUGCUAUCGAUCCAAUAACCCGAGGUACUUAAAUUAAAUGACCUCUUCUGUCCGUUUAUUGUACAAGGUUGAGGUAAAAUCGCCUCCAUAUUUCUAUCGCAUAUUACAUUAGUACAGUUAAAAUAAAUAUACGAUAAAUAUGAAUCAAGAGAAAUUAAACUUUUUCAACUUUUAAGUUAAGGACAAAAAGAAAGGUCAUUAGCGGAACCGAAUUCAAAAUUAUUCUGUACAUCGUAUUUGAAGCAUUAUUUGGUGAGAACACCUCAUUUUUUGUUGUACUAAACCUCUACCUCUGUUGUUGUACUAAACAUUGAUAUAAUUUUAAUACAUCGAACUGCUCUGCGUACAGACAAAUUAAAAUUUUCAAAUUUUUAAAAUUGUUUUGGUCAAAUUGCGUUAAGGGAACGGGUACGAACUUUCGGUUUCAAUGCUAUUUAAAUGGGAUUCAUUUUUUUCGAAUCCUGAGAAAACUAAGUAAUAAUUAUUUUUGAAAAAUUGAAACGCAGAAUGAAAGAUUACGUUAUUACCGAAGGCGAAGUCCCUGAAAACUUCUAUAAUGUUUAUUUUAAUAAGUUACAAGGGUGAAAAAAAAAAGAGAAAAUUUGGUGUGAUUUUUAAUUUUAAAUAUCUCAUCCAAAAGAAACUAUAUUCAUUCUAAGGGACUUUCGGCUCUCGGUAAUAAAGUAAUCUUUUAUACGAGUACUGCGUUUAAAUUUUUCAAAAAUACUUAUUAGUUUUCUCAAGAUUCGAAAAAAAUGAUUACAUUUAAAAUGCAUUGAACAUUUUGACAGGCGUCAAAAUUUUGCAUUUUCUUUCUUUCCCCUUAAUAAAUUUUUUAAUGAACUAUCCAUCCGUAAAUGGUUUGUUAUGUUAAGCAAUCUAUUUUGAAAUAUUUGAUUACUUAAUGCUGAAUUGCGUUCUUUACAUUUUUUAAAAGCGCUGCUUUGUUGUCCGUCUAAUGAUUUUUGUAAAGAGCCAAUUUUAUUUUGUCUGAACUGAGAUUCAAAUUUAUCACAUUCACUUUUGUGUUUCAUGUAGUGGUGAGACAAGCUAAUUUCUUUGAAUAGGUACUCUUAUAGAUUCUUUGCAAAUUAAGCAUAGUGCUUUAAUAAAAUUAUUAAUAAAGAAAUUAACUUUUCAUUAAAUUCACACUUUUUCUCAUUAAUUUUUUUUUCUGUUGCAUUUUAUUUAUUUUUUCUAUGAUAAGACCUGAAUUAUUUUACCAAAUUAAAAAUAACUUGUAUUUCUCAUUAAGUAUCUACUGUUGUUGUAGUGAAAUACACCUUCCCAUUAUUCUGUUAGCCCGCAUUUUUGUCAUCGGCCACAUUUCGGCACGACACUAAGUUUUUUGAUUUUUUCUAAAAUUAUAUUGAUGCUUUGGCGGGCCCUCAAAAAGAGGAUAGCAUGCGGCCCGCGGGCCAAAGUUGCCGACCCCUGCAUAUUGUAUCGUAUUGUAUUAUUAUUAUUGUAUUAUAUUGUAUUAUUGUAUUUUAUUGUAUUGUAUUAUAUUAUUGUAUUUUAUUGUUUUUAUUUUUGUAUUAUAAAUAGCUUAAAUAAAAAUAAAAAACUUAAAA